Molecule: messenger RNA, 464 nt
Organism: Paramecium octaurelia
Lineage: Eukaryota; Ciliophora; Oligohymenophorea; Peniculida; Parameciidae
Source: the annotation of a GenBank genome assembly
AUGAAUUAAAAAAAACAACCUUAAUUAGCAUGUGAUGCAGUAUGUUUUAGAAAACGAGAAAACGACGUUAAAUAGGUUGUAUUAAUAACUAGAGGACAUGCACCAUUUUUAGGGAAAUAUGCCUUUCCUGGAGGACAUUUAGAUUAUGGAGAAGAUCCAACUUAAUGUUGCCUAAGAGAACUUAGAGAGGAAACUGGAAUCUAAGGGCUAAAUGUUGAUUUAGUUGAUGUAAGAGGGGCACCUGACAGAGAUCCAAGAGGACAUUAUGUCUCCAUUGUUUAUAAGGUUGAUAUUCAACCUGAUGCAGAACCUGUGGCAGCAGAUGAUGCUAAAACUGCAUAAUGGCUUAACGUUGAAGAAAUACUUAAACUUGGAAAGGAGGCCUUUGCAUUUGAUCAUUAUGAAAUCUUAGAAAAAGCUCAUCAAAAGUAUCCUUGAAUCAUUAUAAUUUAUAUCAAGUAUCA